Messenger RNA from Nicotiana tabacum (common tobacco), 766 nucleotides. The record is from RefSeq and is a predicted model, not a curated record. NCBI's taxonomy places the organism in Eukaryota, Viridiplantae, Streptophyta, Magnoliopsida, Solanales, Solanaceae.
CUGCUGGUUCUUAUGUUAACAAUCUUGAAUACUAUGAUCUUAACAUGGGAACAAUACAAGGAGGAGCACCACUUGCACGAUUAGCUAUUUAUAAGGUAUUCUGGAGAGACGCGAAAGGUGUGUAUUCUUGUAAUGGUGCUGAUUUUCUUUCUGCUAUUGAUGAUGCCAUAAGAGACGGGGUUGAUAUAUUAUCAGCAUCUCUUGGUAGUGGUCCUGCCACCGUAGCUGAAGUUCAUGCUGAAAGUAUAUUGGGCAUAGGAUCUUUUCAUGCAGUAUCCCAUGGCAUAUCUGUUGUUGCUGGUGGAGGAAAUAAUGGACCUAACUCAAACACAAUCGUCAAUACUUCUCCAUGGCUUAUUACGGUUGCUGCUAGCAACGACGAUACACAAAUUGUUACUCCUUUAACACUUGGCAACAACAAGACAAUAUUAGGUCAAGGACUUAUUAAAGGGAAGGGAAGGAGUGGCUUUGCUCCUUUGGUCUUUCGGCUAUAUAACAAAGUAAGUGAAAUUCCUAAAGACUUCAUGUCUAUUGCCAAUGAAGUGAAAGGAAAAGUUGUCAUGCUUUUCUCGCAAACUAAAGCGGAUAUUUUUGGAUAUUUGAUAGCACUAAAUAAUACAGGAGUUUCGGCUUUUAUUUAUGCUAUGCCCCCUCUUAAUGGAAUCGAAGACUUCAAUCAAACUUUUGCUGUCCCUAUACCAUUUAUUGCCGUUGAUUUCGAGCAAGGAAACCAAAUUGUUGAUUAUUUUAUAAAUUGUAAAUCCAA